This is a messenger RNA of Pelagomonas calceolata, 1723 nucleotides long. NCBI's taxonomy places the organism in Eukaryota, Pelagophyceae, Pelagomonadales, Pelagomonadaceae. The record is from the annotation of a GenBank genome assembly.
AUGCGCUCAGUGCUGCUUGUUGCGGCAGCCGCGGCGGCCAAGCAGCCGCCGCUCUGGCCCCUGCCGCAGAACUACUCCUGUAGCACGCAAAAACUGACCGUCAUUCCAUCGCCGGCGUUCUUCCGAGUCGACGCCGGCAACGACGUCCUCGCGGCGGCGGCGAAGCGCUACAUACCGCUCGCGUUCCCGCACGGUUGGGGCGCGCCGGGCGUGGGACUACCCGCCCUCUCUGUUGUCGUCGACGACGGCGUCGGAGCAACCGAGCGCGCGGCCAGACGUCCGCGGCGCGCCGACGACGCGGGAGCCCUCUACCCGGCCCUCGGCGACGACGAGAGCUACAAGCUCCGCAUCACGGCCACGAGCGCGACGCUCAAAGCUCGGACAGUGUGGGGCGCGCUGCGGGGUUUGGAAACGUUCUCCCAACUCGUGGCCUAUAACUUCGACACGGCAACCUACCAAGUAGUAGCGUGCACCAUUCAAGAUGCGCCACGGUACCCCCACCGGGGCCUCAUGGUCGACAGCGGCCGCCACUUCCUACCGGUCGCCACAUUGCUACACGUCGUGGACGCGCUGCCCUUCGCGAAGCUCAACGUGUUGCACUGGCACCUCACGGACACGCAGUCGUUCCCCGUCGAGACGCCGUCGCGGCCAUCGUUGUGGCGCGGGAGCUUCUCGAAGCGGGAGCGCUACUCGGUUGAGGACGUUAAACGAGUAGUUGAGCGCGCCCGGCUGCGGGGCGUGCGCGUCGUCCCGGAGUUUGACACGCCGGGCCACGCGGAAAGCUGGUGUUCGGGCUACCCAGGCGUCUGCCCUUCGCCGACGUGCAAGACGCCGCUCGACGUGUCCAAGGCCGAGACGUUUGCCGUGCUGGACGAUGUUCUCGGUGACGCCGCGAAGCUGUUUCCUGAUGCGUUCGUGCACCUCGGAGGCGACGAGGUCGAUACCUCGUGCUGGGCAUCGACGCCGUCGAUCCAACAGUGGUUACGAGCCGUGUGGAAAUCAGAUUUCGGGCGCCCCACGCCAUCGACGCGCCUUCUUGAUUUCCACACAGGUUACGAGCGAGGAACUGGACAACGGCCGACGCCUACUCGUAUUUUGUCUCGACGGCCGCGAAAAUCGCUCGCUCACACCAGAAACGACCGAUUCAGUGGGCCGAGGUCUUCGACGAGUUCGGCGCGACGCUCGACAAGAGCACCAUCGUGCACGUCUGGAAGCUGUCGACGAAUAUCACCGAAGUCGUAGAGAACGGCUACGACUGCCUCGUGAACGUGGGCUACGUCGCGGACUCGUGGUAUUUGGAUAAUCUAGAUGUCACUUGGGCCCAGGCCUACGCCUCGGACCCGCGCGCGACCGUGCCUCCGCACCUUCAGACGAAAGUGCUGGGGGGCCACGGUGAGAUGUGGGGUCGCGCUCGGCGUGUCGUGUUGGUGCCUUCGAUUCGCGCCGAGGGACGUGGCUCACGCUGUCCACGCAGGCGAGACGGUGGACGGCUCGGAUUUCGACGCGACGGUCUGGCCGCGCCUCGCGGCGAUCGGUGAGCGACUAUGGAGCAGUGUGGACGACGUCGACGCGGCGUGGCCGCGACUGGAGGCGUUCCGGUGCUUGCUAUUGGAACGGGGCGUCGGCGCGGCGCCGCUCAACAACUCAAUGGCGCGGGCGGCGCCCGUCGGCCCGGGCGCGUGCACCCAGCGGCGGCGACGAAUAUAGUGUGUUAAAGUUCAAG